CUCUCCGAUAUACAAGCGAAUUUGCCGUGUUCAGCUGAUAAACUUUUGGGGGUUAGGGCACAAGUAAUGAUAAUUCUGUGGUGUGUAGCGGAAAACUAUCCUAGUUUUUUUUUUUAAUUAAAAUAACAAGAAGAAGAUAAAACAUCCGAUUCGAUGUAAGAGAGGAUAUGUAAAUAUCUCGUAUUAUUAUUUUGCAAAGGAAACAAAAAUUGACACCUGCCUGUAAAAUAAUGGAUGGAAUAACAAUUCAAUUGCGAGAAAUCCAAAAUUAUGCGGCCUAUUUUGAAGUUGACUUAUUUCUUCGGCGGUUUUGUAAAUAAAUAAAUAAAUAUAUUGCAGCACAAUGUUUUCUUCAAACGACAAAACUAGCAUAUUGUCGCCUACGACAAUGCUUCACUAUGAUAAGAAAUUUGGAUAUUGACAACAGACAGGAGGACAUUAAUGGAAAUCGCAUAUUUGUUAAUAUUUUACACCUUGAUUUGUGCUAAUGAAAAAUGUCGAACACGUUGAUGCAACAAUUUGUUCAACGACUCAAGUCGAGAAAUGAAGACGCUCGCAACAAGGCGGCGCGCGACUUGUGCCUUUACGUCAAGAGAGAACUGCGCGAAGCGUCCCAGGAAGAGAUCACAGCAUUUAUGGACGAGUUCAAUCAUCACAUAUUCGAGAUGGUGUCGGCUUCCGAUAUCAAUGAGAAAAAAGGUGGUAUAUUGGCCAUAGUUUGUCUAAUUGGCGCUGAUGUGGGUAAUUUUAAUACGCGAACAGUGAGAUUUGCCAAUUAUCUCAGAAAUUUGAUACCUUCCAACGAUGUGGGCGUUAUGCAGUUGGCCGCAAAGACGGUCGGAAAGCUGGCCCUGGUUUCGGGCACUUACACAGCCGAGUAUGUCGAGUUUGAAGUUAAACGUGCCUUCGAGUGGCUCGGCGCGGACAGACACGAGGGCAGAAGACACGCUGCCGUGCUUGUGUUGAGAGAACUUGCCGUCUCCGUGCCAACGUACUUCUUUCAACAAGUCACGCCGUUUUUUGAAUUGAUAUUCAACGCCAUACACGACCCCAAGCCUGUUAUACGAGAAGGUGCUGUUGAGGCUUUGAGAGCGGCGCUUGUGGUCACCGCUCAGAGAGAAACAACAAAGCAAAUGCACAAGUCCCAAUGGUACAAACAAUGUUACGACGAGGUGGUGGACGGUUUCGAAGAGACGCAUUCGAAGGAAAAGGGAAUCAACAGAGACGACAGGAUACACGGCUCGUUGUUGGUGUUGAACGAGCUGUUGAGAUGCAGCAACGUUCAGUGGGAGCGAAACUACGAGGGUUUGAUGGAGAGAUUGAGCGGUUCAACGCAAAAUGAAAACGACAUACUUUAUCUGAUGCCACGUCUCAAGACAACGAUAGUGUCCAAAUGGACGGGAUCCAAUCAGAACACAUCAACGUCCCAGCACACGUUGUAUCCGGCUCACGAAUCAGCUGUUUGCCGAUGUCUGAUGCAAGACAGAUUGGACGACAUUUAUAACGACGUGAUGAAUCAAAAAAUCUCCAGAAAUCCGCACAUACAACACGCGCUCAUGAUGUUGCUUCCUCGACUCGCCGCGUUCAACAGAGACAAAUUCAUAAGAGAUCACUUGAAGGAAUCGUUGGCGUAUCUUCUACUGAUCCUGCGAACACGCGAAAAAGAUCGAUACGCCGCAUUCACGUCGAUUGGUUUCAUAGCCGUGGCGGUCGAGGACGCGAUAAAUCCGUAUCUUCCGAAAAUCAUGGAAGUGAUCAAAAGUCUGUUGCCAUCCAAGGAAACACCGAGCAAGAAACGCACGUUCUUGGAACCCGCCGUGUUUGUUUGCAUCACUCUGCUGAGUCACGCGGUCAAGCAAGUCAUCGCUUCGGACGUCAGAGACCUGUUGGAACCUAUGUUCCAAACGGGAUUGAGUUUGAUCUUGACAACCGCGCUCAGAGAACUGGCCCACAGCAUUCCGUCUUUGCAAGUCGACAUAUCCCAAGGUCUUUUGCGAAUGUUGUCUCAGGUUUUGAUGCAAAAACCACUUAGACAUCCCGGAGCUCCUUGGGUGGUUACCAGCCCGAUUUCCACAGCCGACGACAUCUCGUCGAUAGUAUUGGCACUUAAAACUCUGGGCACAUUUAACUUCGACAAUAAUCCGCUGUUGCAAUUUGUGAAGAGAUGCGCGGAUCAUUUUCUAACGUCCGAACAAGCUGAGGUUCGAUUGGAAGCUGUGAAAACUUGCUCGAGAUUGUUGAGAUUAACCCUGAAUCAAUCCGGUCCAACUGUAACCACCACCGUUUCGACUGUUCUCGGCAAGUUGUUGGUAGUAGGGAUAACCGAUACGGAUCCGGAUGUUCGUUUGUGGGUACUCGCGUCGUUGGACGAUUCUUUCGACGUUCAAUUGGCUCAAGCCGAAAAUUUGUGCUCUCUGUUCAUCGCUAUGAACGACGAGAUGUUUGAGAUAAGGGAAUUGGCGGUGCGUACCGUUGGAAGACUCAGCACCCUGAAUCCCGCUUACAUAAUGCCGUCGUUGAGAAAAACCCUCGUUCAGUUUCUCACGGAAUUGGAACACUCGGGAGUUGGACGUAACAAAGAACAAGCCGCGAGGAUGUUGGACCAUUUGAUCGUCACCGCGCCAAGACUCGUUCGACCCUACAUGGAACCGAUCUUGAAAGUUCUCGUUCCGAAAUUAAAGGAAUCCGAUCCGAAUCCAGGUGUGAUACUGGCCGUGUUGCGGGCGAUCGGCGAUUUGGCGGAGGUGAACGGUGCCGAGAUGCAGCAAUGGAUGCCCGAGCUUUCGUCAAUAUUGUUGGAAAUGCUGGUGGAUGCCAGUUCGCCGGAAAAAAGAGGAGUAGCGUUGUGGGUGUUCGGCCAGCUGGUCGGUAGUACCGGCCACGUGGUAAAACCUUACAUGCAAUAUCCGUCUCUGUUGGACGUUCUCAUUAACUUUCUCAAGUCCGAACAAUUGCCGAUAAUCAGGAGAGAGACCAUACGUGUGCUCGGACUGCUGGGCGCGUUGGAUCCUUACAAACACAAGAUGAAUCUUGGACAGAUCGAUUGUCAAUUGGACACCCUCACCUCAAUGGCCGAUACCAAAAUUGACGUGGAGAACACUCAAGAUUUGACGACCAGCGAGAUGCUGGUGAACAUGUCGCCGUCCACAUUGGAGGAAUUUUAUCCGGCCAUCGCCAUCACAACGCUCAUGCGAAUUAUUCGCGAGCCAACUUUGUCUCAGCAUCACACCAUGGUUGUGCAAGCUGUAACUUUUAUAUUCAAGAGUCUCGGCAUAAAAUGCGUCCCUUACAUCUCUCAGGUGAUGCCAAGUUUUUUAAACGUCGUACACAUGGCGGACAUGAAUUUUCGCGAAUUCUUGUUUCAACAGUUGGCCGUUCUCAUCGCCAUCGUGAAGCAACACAUAAGAAAUUAUCUGGAUGAUAUAUUUGUUCUGAUCAAAGAAUUUUGGACCGUUAACAGUCCGUUGCAGAGCACGUUGAUUCUUCUGGUCGAACAGAUUGCGAUAGCGUUGGGCGCGGAAUUCAAGAUCUACCUGCCCCAGUUAAUGCCGCCUAUAUUGAGGGUGUUGACGCACGACAGCAGCAAGGAUCGCGCGGUAACGGUUAAGCUGCUCGUGGCUCUGCAGACGUUCGGCAGCAAUCUGGAUAACUAUCUGCAUCUGGUUCUUCCGCCAAUCGUGAAAUUGUUUUACGCGAACGAUUGUCCGAUAGCCGUGAACAAGGUUGCUCUCGAGACGGUUGAUCUUCUCGCGGAUACGUUGGAUUUCACGGAUUUUGCGUCACGAAUUGUUCACACUCUUGUACGAACGUUGGAUCAGUGUCCAGAAUUGAGAAUUACAGCCAUGGACACGCUCUGCGCCGUUGUUAUACAACUGGGCAAGAAGUAUCAGAUCUUUAUUGUGCUGGUUCAAAAAGUUAUGACGAAACAUAAAAUAGUUAAUCCUCGUUACGACGUUUUGAUAGACAAGAUCCUGACCGAUACAACUGUGGCGGACGGCGAGGACUUUCUGUUGAUGAGGCUGCGACAUUCGCGCAACAAGAAUCGCGAGCUCUCCUUAACGCCUUCGGAAACAACAACGAUCAAAAGACUUCACGUGUCGGCUUCGAACUUGCAAAAAGCUUGGACAGCGACACGUCGAGUGUCCAAGGACGAUUGGCUUGAAUGGCUGCGAUGCUUCUCUAUCGGUCUGCUCAAGGAGUCUCCGUCACCCGCUUUGAGGUCUUGUUGGGCGCUUGCGCAAACUUAUGCGGUAUUGCCGCGCGAUCUGUUUAACGCGGCGUUCGUGUCGUGCUGGACCGAAUUAAACGAGAACUCCCGAUCCGAACUUAUACAGACAUUGAAUCAGGCAUUGAUGGCACCCGACCUACCUACUGAGGUGACGCAGACUAUCCUGAACCUGGCCGAGUUUAUGGAGCACUGCGAUAAAGGUCCUUUGCCAUUGGACAACAAAAUUUUAGGCGACACGGCUAUGCAGUGUCGCGCUUACGCAAAGGCGUUGCAUUACAAGGAAGACGAGUUUCACAAGAGCAGGAGCAGCAACGUGUUUGAGUCUUUGAUCUCGAUAAACAACAAACUUCAACAAAAAGAAGCGGCCGAGGGUUUAUUGGAGUACGUUAUGAACCAACACAAUCAGCAGGAUCUCAAGGUUCAGGUACGUUGGUACGAGAAGCUUCACAACUGGGACAAAGCGUUGCAGCUUUAUCGGGAACGUUUGGAGAGCGAUUCCGCGGACGUGGAAUCUACGUUGGGAGAAAUGCGUUGUUUGGAAGCUCUCGGCGAAUGGGGCCAGUUGCACGAAGUCGCGACGAAACAAUGGUUGCAUCAAAACGACGAGAUCAAACAGAGAAUGGCGAGAAUGGCGGCGGCCGCGGCGUGGGGUCUGGGUCAGUGGGAGAGUAUGCAGAAAUACGUAUCGUUGAUAUCAAAAGAUACUCAGGACGGAUCAUUUUACAGAGCUGUAUUGGCGAUUCACGACGAACAAUAUAACGUGGCGCAUCAACUUAUCGACAGCGCGAGAGAUUUGUUGGACACCGAGUUGACCGCCAUGGCCGGCGAGAGCUAUCAGCGGGCUUAUAACGCCAUGGUGGAGGUGCAGAAAUUGGCGGAGCUCGAAGAGGUGAUACAAUUUAAAUUGGUACCCGAACGCAGAACGGCUAUCAAGGCUAUGUGGUGGGAGAGACUUCAAGGUGGGCAGAAAAUAGUCGAAGAUUGGCAAAAGAUCAUACAAGUGCACACCCUGGUGGUCUCGCCGCAGGACGACAUGUACACGUGGCUCAAGUACGCCAGUCUAUGUCGAAAGAGCGGUAGUUUAAUGCUCUGUCACAAAACGUUGGUUAUGCUAAUGGGCGCGGAUCCUUCGUUAAUUCCGGAUCAACCGUUGCCAACGACUCAUCCCCAAGUAACGUUCGCUUACUGCAAGCAUCUGUGGGUCGCGAACAAACGCGAGGAAGCUUACAAUCAGCUUCAGCGAUUUGUCCAGACUUAUUUGCAGCCGACGACAGCGGCGAUUAUCAAUCAAGAGGACGAAAAGCAACACGAAAACAAAAAACGAUUGCUCGCCCGAUGUUAUCUCAAGCUUGGCGAUUGGUUGGAAGCUCUGCAAGGCAUCAACGAACAUUCCAUUCACGCGGUUUUGUCUUACUACGCCGCGGCAACCGAACACGAUCCCACGUGGUACAAAGCUUGGCACGCCUUCGCUUACACCAAUUACGAAACCGUUUUGUUUUAUAAACAUCAGCAGGGCAACGAUUCCGUAACCGCGGAAGCAACAUCCGGCAACGGAGCGCGUAACAAUCUUUCCAGUUCGCAAUAUAUAUCUCAGUUUACUGUACCCGCGGUAGAAGGUUUUUUCAGAUCCAUUAACUUGUCAGACGGUAAUUCGUUGCAAGACACUCUUCGUCUUUUGACACUUUGGUUCGAUUACGGUCAAUGGCCCGAGGUUUACGACGCUGUCGUCGAAGGCAUUAGAUUGAUUGAGAUAAACACUUGGCUCCAAGUCAUUCCACAACUCAUAGCCAGAAUCGACACGCCCAGAGUGUUGGUCGGUCGUUGCAUACAUCAUCUUUUGAUAGAUAUAGGGAAGACGCAUCCUCAGGCUUUGGUUUAUCCGUUAACUGUGGCUUCGAAGAGCGCGAGUCACGCGAGAAAGACCGCGGCCAACAAAAUCUUGAAAAGCAUGUGCGAGCACAGUCCAACGUUGGUUCAGCAAGCAAUGAUGGCGAGCGACGAGCUCAUUAGAGUUGCGAUUUUGUGGCACGAAUUGUGGCACGAAGGUUUGGAAGAAGCUAGUAGAUUGUACUUCGGUGAAAGAAACGUCAGAGGCAUGUUCGACACGUUGGAACCUUUGCACGCCAUGCUCGAGAGAGGACCCCAAACUCUAAAAGAAACUUCGUUCAAUCAAGCUUACGGAAGGGAUCUGAUGGAAGCUCAGGAAUGGUGUCACAGAUACAAAGCGUCUCGAAAUGUCAGAGAUCUGAAUCAAGCUUGGGAUUUGUAUUAUCACGUUUUUCGACGAAUAUCUCGACAAUUGCCCCAACUUACGAGUUUGGAAUUGCAAUACGUCAGUCCUAAAUUGCUCGUUUGCCGAGAUCUGGAACUAGCCGUGCCGGGAAGUUACAGUCCCGGUCAGCCCAUAGUGAGAAUAGCAAGUAUUCACAGUUCCAUGCAAGUGAUAACUAGCAAACAAAGACCUAGGAAACUUUGUAUCAAAGGUAGCAACGGUAAGGAUUACAUGUUCCUCUUAAAAGGUCACGAGGAUCUAAGACAGGAUGAAAGGGUGAUGCAGUUGUUUGGAUUGGUGAAUACCCUUUUGUUGCACGACCCCGAUACUUUCCGAAGAAAUCUAACGAUUCAAAGAUACGCUGUGAUUCCGUUGUCCACGAACAGCGGGCUUAUCGGUUGGGUGCCGCAUUGCGACACGCUUCACACUCUUAUCAGAGAUUACAGAGAGAAGAAAAAGAUAUUGUUGAAUAUCGAACAUAGAAUAAUGUUACGAAUGGCACCUGAUUACGAUCACCUCAUGCUCAUGCAAAAGGUUGAGGUAUUCGAACACGCGCUCGAACAUACGCAUGGCGACGACCUGGCCCGGCUCUUGUGGCUGAAGUCACCCUCGAGCGAAGUGUGGUUCGACCGAAGAACGAAUUACACACGCUCUUUGGCUGUGAUGUCCAUGGUAGGAUAUAUAUUGGGUCUCGGUGAUCGUCACCCGUCCAACUUGAUGUUGGAUCGUCUUAGCGGCAAGAUAUUGCACAUUGACUUCGGGGAUUGCUUCGAAGUUGCGAUGACGCGCGAGAAGUUUCCGGAAAAAAUACCAUUCCGAUUGACGCGGAUGUUGAUCAACGCGAUGGAGGUGACCGGUAUCGAAGGAACUUAUCGAAGGACUUGCGAGUCCGUCAUGUCUGUGUUGCAUCGAAACAAAGACAGUUUAAUGGCGGUUUUGGAAGCGUUCGUUUAUGAUCCUCUUCUCAAUUGGAGAUUAAUGGAUAACACGGUACCCAAAGGCAAACGUUCGGACGCUCAAGGUAUGAGCGCGAGCAGCAGUCAGGAACACGGGGAUAUGCUCGAUUCUCUUACCUCUACAUUACCAAAGAAGGGUGUGCCGUGUAGUAUCGAAAAUGGAGGCGAUAACAAUCAACCGGAAGCACUGAACAAGAAGGCUCUAGCAAUAAUAACAAGAGUCAGAGACAAAUUAACGGGACGCGAUUUUUCGCACGAAGAAACCCUAAGCGUUCGGCGUCAAGUAGAUCUGUUGAUACAACAAGCUACAAAUAACGAAAAUCUUUGUCAAUGUUAUAUCGGAUGGUGCCCGUUUUGGUAAGAGUGAGGAUGAGCUUCGUCAGCAAGCUCAGCAAUCACGUACGUGUGCAAUUUGUUUUGCAUUUUUUUUAUAAACUUUACCAAAUUACCAAUCACAUUGAGUUUUACAAAUUAUAAU
Pseudomyrmex gracilis is the source of this 7934-nucleotide messenger RNA. RefSeq names its product serine/threonine-protein kinase mTOR (gene Tor). The transcript is spliced from 7 exons. Lineage: Eukaryota; Metazoa; Arthropoda; Insecta; Hymenoptera; Formicidae. Gene Ontology annotation, biological process: protein phosphorylation; negative regulation of macroautophagy; TOR signaling. Bases 495 to 7817 code for a protein of 2440 amino acids. Gene Ontology annotation, cellular component: TORC1 complex; TORC2 complex; nucleus. Gene Ontology annotation, molecular function: protein binding; protein-containing complex binding; protein serine/threonine kinase activity. The record is from RefSeq and is a predicted model, not a curated record.